AUGCCUGAAAUUGCUUUAGCGGACUCUGAGGAGGAGGAGGAUGAUGUUGAAGCUUAUGACUUUUUCGACGAGCCAAGUACAGAAGAAGAUUUUGAAGCUGUCAUGACUGAAGUUCAAGACCUUCCAGAAAGCCCACAUUCAGAAAUAAACAAUGAACCUAAAGAUGAACAACUCCUCACUAUCGGCGCGUUCAAGCUGCUAACAUUAAGAGGGCCAAAGAAAGCAUGGAAGCCUGCAUCCAUGUCUGAACUUCUAAAUUUUGUUUUCAUGCAAAAAUCAACAUUUCUAGAUCUACAAACUGCCAUUAAGGAUAAGUUCAAGACAUUUGCAGAAUAUGGGUUUACAGUCCAGCCCUGUCCAGCAGUGAUUAAUGAUAACGAUGCUGAUGAUCUUAUCGACGUCUCUGCCGAAAACGAGGCACUAGAAAUCUCUCCCGAAGACUUUGAGUCAAGCUUCGAAGAAGAUUUAAGCUCUUUUAUUUGUAAAAUGUAUGCCAACCCAAGUCUUCCACGGAACCAAAUUCAGAUCAUUAUAGAGAACACAGAAGACCCUCUACACCAAACAGUUACCAGAUUACUCAAUGAUGUGAAAAAAUUAAAGUUAACGGCAGAAAACCUUCCCCAGGGCGUUGGCUACCGAGUAGGAGGGGGCUCUAUCGGCCACCUGGCAUUUGCCGAUGACGUGACCCUCUUUGCCUCCACGCCCGAGGGUCUCUCCGAGGCCCUCGGGGCUUUCCGUCGUGCUCUCGGAUCCGUGGGGCUCGAUGUUAAUCCCGGUAAGUGCCGCACCCUCGCUUUUGAUGUCGAGACAUGGGACAGUGAGAAGCACGGGACAAUCCCCAAAGAUACACUCAUCCAACUUAUUCGAGGGAAGGCUGGUUUACUCGUUACAACCUGUGAUUUGGUCGAUCAAGAAGUUAUCGCCUCAGGAGCCCCUUCUCUGCAAGUGGUAAGCACGAUGUCAGUUGGCGUUAAUCAUGUGGAUCUGAAGGCUUUGAAAGAGUUUAAUGUGCGUCUGGGUUAUAAUUCGGAUAUCAACGUUGAGGCAACCGCUGAGCUCACAGUUGCUUUACUCUUGGCAACUUCGCGAAGGAUAGUUGAAGCUUCAGCGGCGGUGAAGAGUGACAGGUGGACUACCAACAGAGGAUCCUUCAGGUGGCUUUGCGGCCAGGGAUUGCACGACUCAACAGUUGGUAUCAUUGGAUACGGUAAAAUAGGACACUCGGUUGCGAUGAAGCUGAAGAGCUUCUCUCCUAGGCGAAUCUUCUACACGAGUAGAAAAGAAAAGCCAAACGGGAAUGCUAUCGGAGCCGUCUACACAGAUCUUGAUACGCUCCUUAAGUCUUGCGAUUUUGUAGUUCUCACGCUAGCUCUGACGCCCGAAACUACAGGUAUCAUCAGUAGGAGCAAAAUCGCUUUGAUGAAAGAGAAUGCCGUCUUCAUAAACACCGGCAGGGGUGCAUUGGUUGAUCAAGACGCUCUGGUUGCUGCCCUUCAACAAAGGAAAAUUCUUGGUGCUGGUCUAGACGUCAUGUCACCCGAACCACUACCUCAAGAUCACCCAUUGCAGAAGCUUGAUAAUUGCGUUCUCCUGCCGCAUAUUGGAAGCGAUACUGCCAAAUCAAUAGAUGACGCCUGUCUCCGCGCUGCUGAGAAUAUCGUCGCUGCUUUGAAAGGCACGCCGAUGCCAGCAGAGUAUCCGCUGUGACAUUUAAAGAAGAAAAUGUGCUGAACAAGGGGAAAAGAAGAAGAACAAGAAGAAGAAGAAAUACACUGGUCGCCAUCGGAGUGAUAACGACCGAAGGGCAAAAAAUAUAAAUUGUCCCCCUCCCAAUCAUUUGAAGAGAUACCAUACCUUGAGUUCCUUGUCUCUGGUUCCACACGUGGAUGAGGAACCGUUCAAUGGGAACAUAAAUAUUUGAAUAAAGAGGAACCUUUAUUGAGUAGUCAGGUCAAAAUAGCGUUUGACCCGGAAUAAAUAGCAACAAAAGGUUUUUUGCGGAAAUCUCUAGUUAUACUAUACCUAAACAAGAAACUAAAAGUUCGACACGAUACGAUGACCGAAAGGGGGGGAAAUGGCCCCAAAACGCUAGAAUCUAGUAAAAAAUUUGCUGCCCCCCCCUCCCCCAGAAUCUCUUAAUUGCCCUUUACAAUAAACUUUGUCCAAAGAAGAAUUUAUAGUUAAGCCUUAUGCAUAAAUAAAUUCCAAAUGCACCCUCGUUCUCAGCCAAGGCUCUUGCACACAGGUCACUGGCCAAAAAAGGUCUUGGCCUUUCUCGAAAA
Bemisia tabaci is the source of this 2282-nucleotide messenger RNA. The record is from RefSeq and is a predicted model, not a curated record. Lineage: Eukaryota; Metazoa; Arthropoda; Insecta; Hemiptera; Aleyrodidae.